Messenger RNA from Apodemus sylvaticus (European woodmouse), 363 nucleotides. Its product is annotated as secreted Ly-6/uPAR domain-containing protein 2-like. Lineage: Eukaryota; Metazoa; Chordata; Mammalia; Rodentia; Muridae. Bases 1 to 363 code for a protein of 120 amino acids. The transcript has 3 exons. The record is from RefSeq and is a predicted model, not a curated record. Gene Ontology annotation, molecular function: acetylcholine receptor inhibitor activity.
AUGAGGUCCCUCCUGGUGCUGGUGCUGCUGGCUGUUGUGUGUGCUUCUCUGGCCCGGGCCCUGCACUGCCAUGUGUGCUGUGGGCACGAGAACUGCGAGUCUCUCGUGGAGUGCGCCUUGACGGACAAGUACUGUGUGAUCACUCGGGCCACCAACCCUGGUGGCAUCCUGGUCAUGAAGUCCUGCGCCCCAACCUGCCCCAACAGCACCGUGUCUGCAGAUGGCCGUGCCCUCUCUGUCUCCUGCUGUCAGGGCAGCCAGUGCAACCGCAGUGCUGCCUCAGGUCUGACCAGCAGCCUUGGUGCUCUAUGGGCCAGCGCCUCUAUCAGCCUACUGGGGGCGCUGCUUCGAGCUGCCUGGUGA